Molecule: messenger RNA, 1456 nt
Organism: Micropterus salmoides (largemouth bass)
Lineage: Eukaryota; Metazoa; Chordata; Actinopteri; Centrarchiformes; Centrarchidae
Product: V-type proton ATPase subunit B-like
Exons: 3
Coding region: 99-434 (111 amino acids)
Source: RefSeq, a predicted model, not a curated record
CUCAUUUCAUUAACAAAACAUGUAAUAAUUCAGUGAAUUUCAUACUUGUUUUUCAGAUCUACCCACCCAUCAAUGUGUUGCCCUCACUGUCCCGUCUGAUGAAGUCAGCCAUCGGUGAGGGGAUGACCAGGAAGGACCAUGCUGAUGUUUCUAACCAGCUGUAUGCCUGUUAUGCCAUUGGUAAAGACGUCCAGGCUAUGAAGGCUGUGGUUGGAGAAGAAGCCCUCACCUCUGAUGAUCUGCUCUACCUUGAGUUCCUACAGAAGUUUGAGAAGAAUUUCAUUGCUCAGGGCCCGUACGACAACAGGACAGUGUAUGAAACCCUGGACAUCGGCUGGCAGCUGCUGCGAAUCUUCCCCAAGGAGAUGCUCAAGAGGAUUCCUCAGAGCACCCUGGCUGAGUUUUACCCCAGGGAGUCUGCCGCCCGUCACUGAGGCACGCUGAGGGAUGCUCUGGUUCUAGCCCAACUCACCUUUCUACCCACCAUCCUUCUUUCUCUUUUAUUCCUUUCUUUCAUCUCAUCCUCCAGCCCUGCACUUGAAGGGGCCUGGAGACCCAUCCCAAACCUCACCUCUUCUUUCUCUACUCUUCUUACUACCUCCAGUUCAUCUUCUUCUCCAACACCACCCCCACUUCCCUACCCUGAAUGACCACAGGGCAAUAAUCUCCCCUUCUGUAGAUGUACUGUAGCGUAGAUGUGUCCAGACGGUGUAUAUGGAAAGUGUCGGUGGUUGUAAUGUCUACCCUUGAUUGCAAAAAUGUGAACAUAUCCUUGAAAUGAUAGAGUCCUUAUUUAUUGGGGUGUGUUACUGCUGGAUCUUCCUUUUCAUUUAAAAAAAAAAUGCUAUGUAAUAUCAAUCUUCCCACUAAAGAGUGGGAGAUAUAGGGUGGUUGUCAAAAUACCAAAUACCCUGAAAUACAGCCCCCCUGCAGCCAGGUUUUUAUUAAGACAGUCAGUAAUGUUAAUUCAACUUGAUUGUCAUUUUCUAAACUAAAAGGCAGGCUUACAGUGAAUAUUUGCUGAACACAAACUCAGAGCUUGAACAUCAUAAAUGUCACCUGAGGGUCGAGUGUUUAUCUUAUUUUGUCCACUCCCUCUGUAUUUGUUAAUAAUACGCAACUGCUAUAUUUUUUCAUGUCAGUGGUUUAUUUGGCUAUUGGUCAGAUUUCCAUGCUGAAGAAAGUAAACAGGCAAACUUGGGCCAGAUGUUUACUGUAUGUUACACCAGACUCUUUCCUCCCUCUUUUGGGCCCUCUUGCUUCCUCCACUGAUUCUGAAAAGUAUACAGUGGAUGUUAUCGUUAUUUGUGUUUUGCUGUUUGAUUUGUGUUGCGAAAGAUGAGUAUGUAAGAGUAUAUUAAACAUUCCCAUGUGUCUGCAAAAAUGAAUUCUUUGUUGUGCAACAAUAAUGGUUUUGUGAGUUUGUGUCCAUGAAUAAAUUAAAUUAUGAUUAUGC